GGGUGUUGAUCGUUCGUGAGAAACGCAAACUUGGCCUGGCGUGCGUGUCUUUUCUAAUAGCUAACGAGUCAGUUGUUUUUUUCUUUGCCUUAUUCAUUUGUUAUUGUACAGGAGGGAACGGGCUUGUGAAAAGUGGCUCUGUCCCGCGCACACUGGGCCAACAUGCUCCCAGACGAGUACGGGUGCGCGGUGGCCAACAGGUUUGGUGAACUCCUGGACGAUGACGCGGACCCGUUUGACGUCUUAAUCGAGGCUCAAACUGAAAAGGACAAAAAGAAGAAGAAAAAGAAGCUGGAGGAUGUGAAGAACAGACAGAAAAAGCCUGGUCAGAAAGAGUCGCAGAGGGACCGGCGUGUCCCCGUGCGUGUCCCUGUCCGUGUAGAGACUCCGGAGCCAGCUCAAGCUCGUAAGGUGCAGAGCUGUGCUGGUUCUUUGACUGAGAGAGCUGAUAAGGAAGAAGGCCAAAGGGGCAUAAAGAGGGUCGCUCAUGGAGACCAAAGGACCUACGCAGACAAUGCGUCGCUGGAGUUCUCUGUUCCAAGACCAUCCACUGAAGAAGCCGAUGCCCAGGGCAAAGGAGGCUACAGAGGAGGGAGGAGAGGAGGUGGAGGAGGUAGAGGGAGAGUUAUCAUGAGGAAUCUGGAGAGGGGAAAGAGGGAAUAUGACCGGCACAAUGGAACUGGCAUCUCACCUGAGGAGAAAAGGGGAGGCAGGGGGGCCUGGAACUGGGGCUCUGUUGAUGAAGCUACAAGUGAGCUGAUGGAGGUGACGGAAGCCACUCCAGUCAAAUCUGAAGAAACCCAGUUGUCUGCAGAUGAGGAAAAUCUGGCACUGCAAGAGGAGGGAGAGAUGGUUGUCCAUGUUGCCGUGGAGAUGUCACUGGAUGAAUGGAAAGCCUUGCAGGAGUCUAACCGACCCAAAGCUGAGUUCAACAUUCGCAAAACUGAGAGCACAAUUCCCUCUAAAGCUAAAGUCAUACACGAGUCAAAGCACCUCGAGAAUUUGAAGGCGCUGGAGAAUAUGGACGAAGAGGGCACUUUCCUUCGCCGCGCCGCAAAUGACAUCACCUCUAUGCUGGAUAUAAACUUCGGGAGUCUCGGAAGACCCAGUCGCGGAGGUCGAGGCAGAGGUGUGCCGAGAGGAGCUGGAAUUUUUCAGAUGGAGCGAAUGAAGCCCAUAUUGGAAGUGGGGGACCAUCUGGCACCAAACCCCUACGAUCCUGUAGACUUCCCAGCACUAUCGGCAAGACAGUAAUGAGGUUAAGUCAUUUUCCCUUCAGGAGCUUAAAUGACAGUUUAAAACACCUAUUGUAUAACACUAUUUCCAUGUGCAGUUCUUAAGGUUUAGGGUAAUUAUACUUGAGUUCUGUUGUUGCACUGAGCAUCAGACUGCUGUAGAAUAAAACCAUUUGCAAGUUU
Periophthalmus magnuspinnatus is the source of this 1418-nucleotide messenger RNA. RefSeq names its product intracellular hyaluronan-binding protein 4-like. Gene Ontology annotation, cellular component: nucleus; cytoplasm. The coding region runs from base 163 to 1254 and encodes 363 amino acids. Gene Ontology annotation, biological process: positive regulation of translational initiation; positive regulation of RNA splicing. Lineage: Eukaryota; Metazoa; Chordata; Actinopteri; Gobiiformes; Gobiidae. The record is from RefSeq and is a predicted model, not a curated record. The transcript has 8 exons. Gene Ontology annotation, molecular function: RNA binding.